AAAAUGACACCUUUUAUUGGCUAACUAGAAAGAUUACAAUAUGCAAGCUUUCGAGGCAACUCAGGCCCCUUCUUCAGGCAAGAUGUUAAGAAGAGUGAAUGAGGUGCAGGCGACCAAUGUAAUGUUGGCGUUCUGGAGUCUUUUUUAAAAAUAAUUCUAGAACAUUUGGUGGACUGAAAAAUCAGAGAUGCAUUGGCAGUAAGAAGUCACUAAGACAGACGCUUCAAGUAUUGCCUGGAAACCCACGGAGCCACGGCGACGGGCUGCCAAUUGCUUGUAUUCUCUGUUCUGUGGGCGACUGCUGCUGACAAACCAGAGGUCGUAGCCUCUCUUCGCCUCAACAACCCACAAGUGACGGAGAAGAAAGACACCGUGGGUCGAACCCCAGGGACUGGACGACAGAGCAGUGUGACAUCCUGCAAACGUAGACCCUGGACUUUAUUUCUUUGAAAAGGUUUGCUUUCCUGCAUCGAUCCUGACCCUGUGAUAUGAUAUUUACUUUGCUUAUUUGGGAAUGACAACUCUGGAGGUGUCAAACCAACCCUCUUGAUAACUCUGGAUGCUACGUACUUGGUCGAGACAGCCUUUUUCAAUGGCGUGCAGUCUAAAGGAUGAGUUGCUUUGCUCCAUCUGUCUGAGCAUUUAUCAGGACCCGGUGAGUUUUGGCUGCGAGCACUAUUUCUGUCGAAAGUGCAUCACGGAGCACUGGAGCAGGCAAGAGCCCCAUGGGGCCCGAGACUGCCCUGAAUGCCGCAGGACUUUUGCUGACCCGCUACUCUCGCCAAGUCUCAAACUGUCAAACAUUGUUGAACGAUAUUCUGCCUUCCCGCUGGAUGCCAUUCUUAAUGCUCAGAGGACCACAUACCCUUGCAAGGACCAUGAGAAGGUGAAGCUCUUCUGCCUGAGUGAUAAGAGUUUAGUCUGCUUUUUCUGUGAUGAGCCCGCCCUACAUGAACAGCACCAGGUGACCAGCAUUGACGAGGCCUUCGACGAGAUUCAGAGGGAGAUGAAGGAACAGCUCAUUGCCCUGCAGGACAGUGAGGUGGGCCACACGGAAGCAUUGCAGCUGCUGCAAAGACAACUAACAGAAACAAAGUCCUCAGCCAAGAGCUUACGAGCAACCAUCGCUGAAGCCUUUGAACGUCUGCACCGUUUCCUGAGGGAACGCCAGAAGCAGAUGCUGGAAGAACUAGAGACUGACACAGCUCGGACACUGAAUGAUAUAGAGCAGAAAAUCCAGCGCUAUAGCCAGCAGCUACGGGACGUACAGGAGGGCAUUCAGAUACUCCAAGAAAAACUGGGAGAGACUGACAAACAUGGCUUUCUUGAAGGUGUAGCCUUGACGUCCAAAAGGGUAAAAGGCAAAAUCCAUGAAACAAAUCUCACAUAUGAAGACUUCCCCACACCCAAGUACAUGGGCCCCCUGCAGUACACGAUCUGGAAGUCCCUGUACCAGGACAUCUCUCCAGUGCCUGCUGCGCUGACUCUGGAUCCCAUCACUGCCCACCAGAGGCUGAUAUUGUCUGAUGACUGUACCAUUGUGGCAUAUGGUAACCUGCACCCACAACCCCUCCAGGACUCUCCUCGCCGAUUUGAUGUUGAGGUGUCUGUCCUUGGCUCUGAAGGCUUCUCAGGGGGCAUCCAUUACUGGGAGGUGAUGGUAUCUGAGAAGACUCAGUGGAUGAUUGGUGUAGCUCAUGAAGCAGUGAGCCGGAAGGGCAGCAUCCAGAUACAGCCGAGUAGAGGCUUCUUCUGCAUUGUGAUGCAUGAUGGAAACCAGUACAGUGCCUGCACUGAGCCCUGGACCCGGCUGAAUGUGAAAAGCAAACUGGAGAAGGUGGGCGUCUUCUUAGACCAUGCCAAGGGCCUACUUAUCUUUUACAAUGCUGAUGACAUGUCCUGGUUGUAUACUUUCCGGGAGAAAUUCCCUGGCAAGCUCUACCCAUACUUCAGCCCUGGGCAGAGUCAUGCCAAUGGAAAGAAUGUUCAGCCGUUGCGGAUUAACACAGUUCGACUUUAAAGAGAGUACUGCUGGUGUCUUGGGGAUCCUGGGUUGUGCUUUUCUCUGUUGCUGCUGGGAUGGGUUUCUAGUCAUAUCUAAAUAUAAAUAUAUAUAUAUGUAUUUGUGUGUGUGUGUGUGUGUUUAGAAUUCAGGUUUAAAAGCAUGGACCUGUUUAAUUCUACUUGACCAGAUGGACUUGCUGGGUGUGAUGGUGAUGGUGAGCAGAAACAAUGACAACAACUCUUCCUCUACUUGUGUGGUCCUACAAGCAGCAUCUUCCAGCUUUUCUUCUCAAGGAUAUCAUAGGGCCACACACUUCAUGCAUUAAUCCCACAAAACACAUGUGCCUUCCUCCUGCAUGCUCUUCCGUGGGUCCGUGUCGAAUAAAGCUGGAGGGCUGCUUGUCUGUGUACUUACCACCUUCACUCCCAUCUCUUGCUCUUUGCACUCUGAGGCACCAUCUUGUUAGUUUGUACCUAUUUUGUUGCCGCUGUCUCCUCAGGCUCUGAACCAUUAAUUUGACUGCUGACCCCUUUGACCCUUUUUUUCAAAAGAAGGACCCAAAUAUUCCCAGAACAUAAUGCUACUUGGUCUCUGCUUUACCACCAACUGCUGGUCUGGGUUGAUUUUCUUUUCUAAUAUAUGAUGGUGUUGCUGCUUUUUAUUGUGUCUGACUGGAGGAGUGGGGUGGUCCUGCUCGGCUGCUGAUUAGACCACAGCGUAGUCUUAAAACUGAUCUGAGUAGCACUUGAAGUGGUCGAGCUGGGGAUGACAUACUCUCCUAUUCUCUUCUUGCACAACAUGACAGCUAAGACAAAAAAAAAAUAUUUUCAAGGCAAAUAAAAGAAAUUAAAACAGGACUCUUGUUUGUGUUUUUAAUUGAAAACCAGGAGCUAAAGGCUGCAGCUUGCAGGCUUGGAGUUAGGUGGCCUUGGGAUGCUAUGGGUGAGGAUUGGGAACACUGGUGUGUGUGAGUGUGACCACUGAAGUGUAUUGUAGGGCUGUUUGGUGACCCUGAUUGGCUCAUCUGGCUAAGACACAUCCCCAGUAAAUGUAUCGGUAAUGGCCGAGAACCAAAGCUGCAGAAGCUCAUCUGCCAGCCAGAGCACCAGGGGUGCCUGUGAAGGCCCAGAGAGGGAACACAAGCUUCCUGGAGCAUCGAUUAGCAGAAUGAAGAGCCCCGAGAGAUGAGCCUAGUGUGCUGUGCUUUGGCAGCAUCUCCAGCUUAAUGAGAGCUAACUGCACCCGUGAGGAUCUGGCUGCAGCUGUCCCGUUAUUAAUUGUUUUCCUAAUCACAAGCUGUCUUGGACAGGACUACAGGGCUGGCAUCAGAGAGUGAGAAGCCACAAGUGUCAGCAGAGACAGGUAGUUUAGCUCUCCACGGGCCUGUCUGUACAGCAGUUGCCAGUUCGUCCUGCAGACGAUUACAACUUUCCCACAAUUCACAGACAUAACCUUCAUCUGACUGCAAAGGGAAACUGUGUACCACAGAUAUUAAGAAAAAGUACAACUCCCCCGACCCCAUCCAUCAAGAUAAGCCCACUGCAACAUUAAAUAUAUGUUGUGAGGCAUUUGCAGCUGCUGAAGGGCUGAGCACAAAUUAAAGGAUUGUUUAAAAAAAAAAAAAAAAAAA
This is a messenger RNA of Erpetoichthys calabaricus (reedfish), 3635 nucleotides long. RefSeq names its product tripartite motif containing 62, tandem duplicate 1 (gene trim62.1). Gene Ontology annotation, biological process: innate immune response; positive regulation of canonical NF-kappaB signal transduction. The record is from RefSeq and is a predicted model, not a curated record. Gene Ontology annotation, molecular function: protein binding; zinc ion binding. The transcript is spliced from 6 exons. The coding region runs from base 560 to 2020 and encodes 486 amino acids. NCBI's taxonomy places the organism in Eukaryota, Metazoa, Chordata, Cladistia, Polypteriformes, Polypteridae.